This is a messenger RNA of Striga hermonthica, 846 nucleotides long. Lineage: Eukaryota; Viridiplantae; Streptophyta; Magnoliopsida; Lamiales; Orobanchaceae. The record is from the annotation of a GenBank genome assembly.
AUGGAUGCCCAAAUUAAUCCCGAGCCCGUAGCCAAACGGAUCCUGACCCGAAUCCACGCGGGUCACUUUCGAAUCACGCUUUCCCUCGGCUGGCAGGCGCUACUAUGGAAAAUUCUCCUCCACGCCCACCAAGAUUCCAUAUUUGCAUUCCGACCCCCGAAAAUCUUCAACUCGGCAAUUUGGUUCACGACGCGGGGGAAGAGGUUCCUCACGGCGGUGGCGAACCCGACGAGCCAGCUGACGGUGGUCGGGAACCUGAUCGGGGCGCGGGCCGCCGCGAAGAUGGGGUGGAGGGAGGCGGCGGUGUUUCUGUUCGGGCUGGGGAUGGCGCACUACUUUGUGCUGCUGGUGACGCUGUACCAGAGGAUCGCCGGAGGAGGGGGGGACCGGCUGCCGGCGAUUUUACGGCCGACGUUCUGCUUGUUUUUCGGGGCGCCGAGCGUGGCCAGCGUGGCGUGGUACUCGAUCGCCGGCAGGUUUGACACGGCGGCGAAGAUGCUCUUUUUUCUCUCGCUCUUUCUCUUCAUGUCUCUCAUAUGCAGGCCAUGUCUUUUCAAGAAAGCGAUGAGAAGGUUCAACGUUGCAUGGUGGGCUUAUUCCUACCCAAUAACGAUGUUGACCCUUGCCUCCAUAAGAUACGAGCAAGAAGUCAAAGGCGGCGUCCCUCGUCUAAUACGGCUGUCCUUGUCCGUACUCUCGGUUGUGGUCCUUUUCGGUCUCCUGCUUUUCACCGGGCUCAACCCCAGAUUGCUUUUGCCCGACGACGACCCGAUCAUCGGCACAAAUCCACCUAACAAAUGUGUCGAUGCAGUCGGUUCAAAACGAGGCCCGUGUGCUACUACGUAG